AUGUCUGUCACUCCUGUUAACGCUGAUAACGCUCCUGCUGCUCUUGGUCCUUACUCCCACGCUGUCAAGGUCAAUAACCUUGUCUAUACCUCUGGUCAAAUCGCCCUUGACCCUGCUACUGGCGAUAUUGUAAAAGGUGGAAUUAAAGAACAGACUGAACAAGUUCUCAAGAAUCUCGAAGCUGUUUUGGAAGCCUCCGGCUCCAGUUUUGACAAGGUAGUCAAGACAACUGUUUUCCUCAAGGACAUGAAUGACUUUGUUGCCAUGAACGAAGUUUAUGGCUCUUUCUUCUCUAGCCACAAGCCUGCUCGUUCUGCUGUUCAAGUUGCUCGUCUUCCAAAGGAUGUCGAUGUUGAAAUUGAAUGUAUUGCUUUGACCAAUUAA
This is a messenger RNA of Rhizopus microsporus ATCC 52813, 384 nucleotides long. RefSeq names its product YjgF-like protein. Bases 1 to 384 code for a protein of 127 amino acids. Gene Ontology annotation, molecular function: deaminase activity. The record is from RefSeq and is a predicted model, not a curated record. Gene Ontology annotation, cellular component: cytosol; mitochondrion. The transcript has 5 exons. Lineage: Eukaryota; Fungi; Mucoromycota; Mucoromycetes; Mucorales; Rhizopodaceae.